Messenger RNA from Centropristis striata (black sea bass), 3354 nucleotides. It is a transcript of the gene slc26a6l1, whose product is annotated as solute carrier family 26 member 6, like. The coding region runs from base 194 to 2623 and encodes 809 amino acids. NCBI's taxonomy places the organism in Eukaryota, Metazoa, Chordata, Actinopteri, Perciformes, Serranidae. Gene Ontology annotation, biological process: transmembrane transport. The record is from RefSeq and is a predicted model, not a curated record. Gene Ontology annotation, molecular function: bicarbonate transmembrane transporter activity; oxalate transmembrane transporter activity; secondary active sulfate transmembrane transporter activity. The transcript is spliced from 19 exons. Gene Ontology annotation, cellular component: membrane.
CUUUCAUCGUCAGCCUUUGUUGUCAUGAAGAGGCUCUGCCCACAACACCUUGACUGUAGUUGACCAUUAGGCAAUAAAUAGGAUGCACAUAUGCAGAUACACCUGUUCUUGUCACAACUUGGAGAAUAGUUUGUAGUACACAGUAUUUGGAAUCAAUCAGCUUUCCUGCAUAUAAAAAAAAAGUUUAAGCUCAAUGGGCCCUACACACAGAAUUGGAAAAUACAGAGUAGAGAGGGAAGUGCUGGAUGAGCAGAGACUGGAAGAGAUAACACAGAGAAAAACAUUCUCUGACACUCGCCCUUCUCUAACUGAACGGCUGAAAGACUCCUUAAGAUGUACGCUACCCCAACUGAAACGAAGUGUCAUGAGCAGUUUGCCUGUUCUGUACUGGCUGCCCAAAUACUCAGUCUGGGACUACGGCAUGCCAGACCUUAUCUCUGGCAUCAGUGUGGGAAUAAUGCACCUGCCACAAGGUUUGGCUUAUGCAUUGUUGGCUUCGGUUCCUCCUGUAUUUGGGCUCUACACUUCACUCUAUCCAGCAUUGAUCUACUUCUUUUUUGGAACAUCACGUCAUAUCUCUAUUGGUACAUUCACUGUGCUCAGCAUCAUGGUGGGUAGUGUGACAGAGAGACUUGCUCCAGACACAGAUUUCCUCAUAAGAAAUGAGACAAAUGCCACUGUGGACAUAACUGCCCGGGACUCAUACAGGGUGCAGGUGGCGGCUGCUACGACUGUCCUAGGAGGACUUAUUCAGGUGGCACUUGGUUUGGUAAAGUUUGGAUUUGUGGGGACGUACUUGUCUGAACCUCUGGUGCGGGCUUACACAACAGCUGCCUCAGCUCAUGCUGUGGUGGCACAACUCAAGUACAUCUUUGGAGUUUCACCAAUGCGCUUUAGUGGUCCCUUUUCCCUGGUCUAUACUCUGAAGGAUGUUUGCUCUUUGCUGAACCACACUCAUCUUCCCACACUGGUGGUCAGCGUUGUGUCCAUGGUGUUUCUAAUUGCGGCUAAGGAGCUCAACUCUUUCCUCAGUCCAAAGCUGCCAGUGCCGAUCCCAGUGGAGCUCAUCACAAUAAUGGCAGCAACGUUUUUAUCAUCUUAUACCCACUUGAACAGCAACUACACUAUUUCAGUUGUUGGGGAAAUUCCCAGUGGUCUAAGUUCUCCCACUGUACCAGAUGUGAGUAUUUUUGGAGAAGUUAUCGGUGAUGCUUUUGCAUUGGCCAUGGUUGGAUAUGCCAUAUCUAUCUCGCUUGGCAAAACAUUUGCACUGAAACAUGGAUACAAGGUGGACAGUAACCAGGAGCUGGUGGCGCUGGGUCUCAGUAAUGCAGCGGGAGGCUUUUUCCAGUGUUUCUCUGUCUGUUCCUCCAUGUCUCGAAGUCUCAUUCAAGAGACCACCGGAGGAAAAACACAAAUGGCCGGAGCCGCCUCGGCUGUUAUUGUUUUGGUGACGAUACUGAAACUUGGACCGCUGUUCCAGGAACUUCCCAAGGCUGUCCUUGCAGCGAUUGUCUUUGUAAAUCUGAAGGGCAUGUUCAAGCAGCACUCUGACAUUGUAACACUGUGGAGAAGCAGCAAGAUUGAUCUGGUGGUCUGGUUGGCCACUUGGGUGUCAACACUGCUGCUCAAUCUGGAUCUCGGUCUUGCUGCAUCGAUCAUCUUUGCUCUGCUGACUGUUAUCUUCAGAACUCAGAUGCCAACAUACUCAGUUCUCGGAAAUAUUCCUGGUACAGAGCUGUACGUGGACAUAGAGACCCACAGAGAGGCGAGAGAGAUUCCAAGUGUUACUAUAUUUCGCUCCUCUGCUACAGUAUAUUUCGCCAAUGCAGAUCUCUACCUUGAGGCUCUGAAAGAAAAGAGUGGGCUUGACAUCAGUAAAAUGAUUAUCUACAAAAGGAGGCAGGAGGCCAAACAGAGGCGUAAAGAGAGAAGGGCUGAGAGACGGGCAAAAAGACAAGCCAAGAGAGAGGGACGGGCACAGAAAGCAGCUCAGCAGCUGUCUGGAGUGUCGGUGUUCUCUGUGGAGGAAGAGGCCGGCCGCUGGAAGGUCACAUGUGUGGACGGGAGUGUUACAGACAAGGAGGAGCAGGACUGGACUGAGAGGGAGAAUGGCACAGUGUUCGUCAUGCCGACCACUCCUCAAACACCAGAAGGCCCCUGCAGAUGGGAGUACCUGAAAGGAGGAGAACCAGACUGCGCCAGUUUAGGGUACAUGUGUGAGGACGGGGACACCAUCACUCUGGGCUCCAGCAGCGAGGACACUCUGAGCCAUGAUCUGGAGCGGGUCUCUCUUGGGUCACUGGGCAAGUGGACCUGGGACAUUCACUCCAUCAUUAUUGACCUCUCCACGGCCAACUUCAUCGACACAGUGGCGAUCAAAACUAUGAAAAAUAUUUUCCUGGACUUCAGUGAGAUUGAUGUGGACAUCUACCUCGCUGGUUGUCAAACCUCGGUGGUGGAACAAUUAGAGCGGGGUGAUUUCUUCUGUGAUUCGAUUACAAAGAGACAUCUUUUCGUUUCUGUUCACGACGCUGUGCUCUACUGUCUGAACCACCGUGGAGCCACAUCCUUCCCCAGAUACGUGCCGUCAGCAGACACAUAUAGUGAUACAAAAUUUUAAAGACUUCAAACAGAACAUUCAGCGCUGAAGAGGGGAAAACUGUCUCAACAUCUACAGGAGGGAAUAUCUGAAGCUUUUAUCAAAUUUUAUUUGUAAAUUAACAGAUGCUGAAUAAGUAUUAGGUAAUAUUUAUACUUACAAAUAAUAUCUUUAAAGUAGGAAGACUGAAGACAGAUGAAGCUUUAUUUAACUUUAUUCAUUGUAGGAGAGUGACAGAGUGCAUUUUUAGAGGAAAAAAAAUAAGUUAAUAAAAUAAACCAUCCAAACAAUAUAUUUCAAGAAAAAUCCGGUAGAAAAUAAUGAGGAAUUCAAGCAACAAAUACACGACAUCAUGCAUCACACUGACAAGUGUGUGAGCCUUUUUUGGUCAUGGCAGCAAUAACAAACAUUGAAAUGUUGACAGAAGCCAUUUCAAUUUUCAAGUGCAAUUUCUGCUCAUAGCAACAGCAAAAUCUGUGAAGCUAAUGCAUGCAAAGGGAAUUAUUUCAUGUCUCAACUCGUUUAAUGAGCUUCAAGUGCAACAUUCCAAAAAUGGGAAACUAUAGGAUAUUACAAAAUAACAGGAUAACAAUAUCCAAGCAAGAGUUAACAAAAGCAUCUCUUUACAGUUGCAUAAACCCACUGCGACCUCAUUCCCUGAAUAAAUCUUGUCUCUACAUACCGGCCACAGAGGAUGUUGCAAGUUGUGCACAGGACUGAAGAAGGCUAGGUAGUUUUUUUUAUUUUUUUUU